Molecule: messenger RNA, 1719 nt
Organism: Colossoma macropomum (tambaqui)
Lineage: Eukaryota; Metazoa; Chordata; Actinopteri; Characiformes; Serrasalmidae
Gene: loxl5b
Product: lysyl oxidase-like 5b
Exons: 7
Coding region: 95-868 (257 amino acids)
Biological process (GO): peptidyl-lysine oxidation
Molecular function (GO): copper ion binding; protein-lysine 6-oxidase activity
Source: RefSeq, a predicted model, not a curated record
AGUUCGCGAGGACGACGACCCCGGGAGGCAGCAGGCGCUUGCGAUAACCGCCGAGACAACGAGGAAUGACGAGGAUAGCGUGGCACGCGACGACAUGGUGAGCGACGACCCCCGGAACCCGCUGAAGACACAUAGGAACGCGGUGCUCUACAACGCGUAUCCGCCACCCCCUCUGCCACGCGGCGUCCCGCGCGCACGCCGUCCUCCUCCCGGAACCGGCUACGGCACCAGAUACUUCCACCACGGCCUGCCGGACCUCGUGCCGGACCCGUACUCCAUUCAGGCGGGAUCCUACGUGCAGCGCAUGCAGAUGUACGCGCUCCGGUGCGCGGCGGAGGAGAACUGCCUCGCGCGGUCAGCAUAUAGACCUACAGUAAGGGACAUUGACUACAGGGUUCUCCUACGCUUCCCGCAGAAGGUCCGAAACCUCGGCACCACGGACUUCCUGCCCCUCAAACCCAGACACCAGUGGGAAUGGCACAGCUGUCAUCAGCAUUACCACAGCAUGGAUGCCUUCAGCCACUAUGACCUGUUGGACGUAACCACUGGACGUAAGGUGGCAGAGGGCCAUAAAGCCAGUUUCUGUCUGGAGGACACUGGCUGUGAUCCAGGCUUCCGCAGACGCUACGCCUGCACUGCACACACACAGGGGUUGAGCCCUGGUUGCCAUGACACCUACGCUGCCAACAUCGACUGCCAGUGGAUCGACAUCACAGAUGUCCCACCCGGGAACUACAUACUUAAGGUUUCAGUUAACCCAAAUUUCCUGGUUCCUGAGUCGGAUUUCUCCAACAACGUGGUGCGCUGUGAGGUCUUCUACAGCGGCCAUCACGUCCAGACCAGAAACUGCAGGAUAACCAGGAACUAGAAUUACUGGACGUUAUGACCAUUUUUGUCCAUCUUCAUAUAUUUUUUUUGUAUUUGAAGCACAUUUUGUAAGUUGAUACUUUCUGACAUCCCCUGCUUUAAAGUGUUUUCAACAUAAAACUUGAAAUAUUCCCUUUGGAUGUUGGAAUAAUGUGUCUUAGCAAAUGUACUGUAUCUGUUUUGAGAUAAAUUUGAUUUCUUGCUUUUGUGCAAGCAGCAAAAGCUCGCUAAAAUGAUGGCAAAGUAUAUUUUUCACUGGCUUUGUUUUUCUUUAUAAAUGUUGGAAUAUUUUGCAUAUCACAAUAGCGUAUGCAGUUUUUGUAGUGCAUUUAUUUUAUUUAAGACUUGUUAAGAAAAGGUGCUUUUUAUUGUCACUUUCUGUUACUAUAUGUGUGUAUAGCCAAUUGGGAUUUAUUUUUAUUUAUUAUACAGUAUAGGAAGAUGUGAGGAUGUAUUCUUUUAAGCUGACCAAAGUGUAGAGGUUUUUCUCUUGUGUAAUCUCUACUUCAGUCCAGUUUUCUGAAGCAGUGGUUUGGUGACAUUCCAGUAAAGACCACUAGCAGCCAUACGACCCUAGAAAGCAACAUGUUCUCUUUUAUGUAAUGCUUCAUUCAGUUCCCUUUGUUCCUGUGUAAGAAUGCAUGAAGGUGUCCAAAAAACCCUUCUGAGCCUACGUGUAGUCGGCCCACGUGCACUGUCCCAAACGCUUCCUUUGUCUCCUGCCACGAUUAUAAGAGACAUUCCAUGGUCGAGGCUGUUUGGCCUGAUAUGCAAUAAACACAGCAUGGAAAGAAUGUAAUACUGAAAAUGAAAUGUGUUUCUUCCUUAAACUCUUUUGGCAUUAAAUCACAA